Messenger RNA from Ziziphus jujuba (common jujube), 1197 nucleotides. RefSeq lists its product as uncharacterized. The record is from RefSeq and is a predicted model, not a curated record. The transcript has a single exon. NCBI's taxonomy places the organism in Eukaryota, Viridiplantae, Streptophyta, Magnoliopsida, Rosales, Rhamnaceae. The coding region runs from base 1 to 1197 and encodes 398 amino acids.
AUGGGUUUUGAGGAAGAUGAUGAAGCUGUUGAUCAUGAUAGGGAAGAAGAUGAUAAUGAUGAUAUGAUGGUAGCAUUGCAAGAUGCUGCAGGUGACAUGGAUAUUGAUGUAGAUGCAUAUGAAGGUCACAUUGGAGAUCAAGAUCAUAGAAAUAAAGAAUUUUCAAGAUUAUUUGCUGAAGUUGAAAGCGAGUUAUAUCCAGGGUGUACAAAGUUCUCUGCAUUGACUUUUUUGGUCAGGUUAAUGCAUAUAAAAGCUUUAAACCAUUGGAGUAACAAGUCAUUUAGUAUGUUGCUUGAACUUCUCAAGGAAGCACUUCCAGAGGGUACUAAAUUGCCAAAGUCUUACUACAAGGCAAAAUGUACACUUCAUGCAAUUGGAUUAGGAUAUGAAAUGAUUCAUGCUUGUAAAUGGGAUUGUACAUUGUUUUGGAAAGAAUCAGCUGAAUUGGAUAAAUGUCCAAUAUGUGCUGAACCGAGAUACAAAUUUCAAGGUACUGAGGGGAAAAGGAUCCCUCAAAAGGUGCUUCCAUAUUUUCCUAUCACUCCAAGAUUGCAAAGAUUAUUCAUAUCUCGCCAUACUGCUAUUGAUAUGAGAUGGCACAAAGAGAAGCGUCCUAACGCAAAUGGAGUAUUGAGGCAUCCAGCAGAUGGAGAAGCAUGGAAGCACUUUGAUGAACAAUAUCCGAUAUUUGCUAUGGAUCCUCGUAAUGUCCGGCUAGGUGCUGCCAUUGAUGGAUUUAAUCCUUUUAGUAACAUUAGUACUUCGUAUAGCAUGUGGCCAGUGAUGUUAGUGCCUUAUAACCUGCCACCUUGGAAGUGCAUGAAAGAGACUUUUUCGAUGAUGUCACUAUUAAUACCAGGCCCAACGGCACCUGGAAAAGACAUUGAUGUGUACUUACAGCCUAUGAUUGAUGAAUUGAAAGAUCUAUGGACAAAUGGUGUCACCACUUAUGACAUCUCUAAAAAGGAGAGGUUUACAAUGCAUGCAACAGUAUUGUGGACAAUACAUGACUUUCCAGCAUAUGGAACACUUUCUGGAUGGAGUACCAAAGGAUACAAAGCAUGUCCGACUUGUAAUGAAGAUACUUCUUCCCAAGCUUUAAGAAGUAAGAUUUGUUACAUGGGACAUCGUCGAUAUUUAUCCAUAAAUCAUGCAUGGAGAAAUAAUCGACAAUAUGAUGGAAAGCCUGAAUGA